This is a messenger RNA of Castor canadensis (American beaver), 708 nucleotides long. It is a transcript of the gene H1-1, whose product is annotated as H1.1 linker histone, cluster member. Gene Ontology annotation, cellular component: nucleosome. Gene Ontology annotation, biological process: nucleosome assembly. Gene Ontology annotation, molecular function: DNA binding; structural constituent of chromatin. The record is from RefSeq and is a predicted model, not a curated record. NCBI's taxonomy places the organism in Eukaryota, Metazoa, Chordata, Mammalia, Rodentia, Castoridae.
UGCUCUUUGGUAUUGUUUGCUGAGGCAGUGACCAUGUCUGAGACACCGCCGGCUACCCAGGCUACUUCUACUGUUCCUGAGAAGUCCUCGGUUGUCAAGAAAGCAAAAAGGGCUCCUAAGGCUUCUGCUAAGAAGCCUGCGGGCCCUCCCGUGUCAGAGCUUAUCGUCCAGGCUGUUUCGUCCUCUACGGAGCGCAGCGGGGUGUCCCUUGCUGCGCUCAAGAAGGUGUUGGCAGCCACUGGCUACGACGUAGACAAGAAUAACAGCCGUAUCAAGCUGGGUCUCAAGAGCCUGGUGAGCAAGGGUACCCUGGUGCAGACCAGGGGCACUGGCGCAUCCGGCUCCUUCAAGAUAAAUAAGAAAACGGCUUCUUUAGAAGCCAAGCCUAGCACCACAAAGGUGGCAGCAAAAGCUAAGGCAUCUGGCGCUACUAAGAAGCCUAAGAAGGCUCCCGGGGCUGCGGUUAAGAAGAGUGUCAGUACUCCGAAAAAGGCCAAGAAGCCUGUGCUGUCAAAGAAGCCUUCCAAAAGCCCUAAGAAAACUAAAGCUGUGAAGCCUAAGAAAGUGGCCAAAAGCCCUGCUAAGGCUAAGGCUGUGAAGCCCAAAGCGGGCAAGGCGAAGGUAACCAAGCCCAAGACUGCCGCCAAGCCUAAGAAGGCAGCACCUAAGAAAAAGUGAGCAGUUCUGGUUGGAGGCUUCUUCCAGUAA